AUGGCUCGACGUUCGCUAAUUUCACCAUUUUCACCACGUUUCAGUCGAUUUUUCGAUGAGUUCCGUGAUCUCGACAUUGAGCGACCAUUCUUUCAACGUCCUUAUUGGACAGAUUAUCAAUUCGAAGAUUCUCAUAAAUUAGGUUCCGGUAUUGGCGAGAUAACCGAUACUGAUGAGCAUUAUUCGGUGACUAUUGAUGUAUCACAAUUUGCGCCCGAUGAUUUGAAAGUAUCUGUAAGUGAUGGAAUUGUUACCAUUGAAGGUAAACAUCCAAUGAUCAAAGAUCAGUUUGGAGAAAUUGAGCGUCAAUUUACCCGUCGUCUAAUGCUACCAAAAGAUAUAAAACCUGAAUUGGUAACGAGCGAAUUAACGAAAGAUGGUAAAUUGACGAUACAAACACCAAAGAAAGAGAAAAACGAGGCGCAAACAAGGACAAUACCAAUUCUGCGAAAAGACUAA
This is a messenger RNA of Brugia pahangi, 459 nucleotides long. NCBI's taxonomy places the organism in Eukaryota, Metazoa, Nematoda, Chromadorea, Rhabditida, Onchocercidae. The record is from the annotation of a GenBank genome assembly.